This is a messenger RNA of Cucumis sativus (cucumber), 2215 nucleotides long. Its product is annotated as tRNA (guanine(10)-N2)-methyltransferase homolog. The transcript is spliced from 15 exons. Gene Ontology annotation, cellular component: cytoplasm. The record is from RefSeq and is a predicted model, not a curated record. Lineage: Eukaryota; Viridiplantae; Streptophyta; Magnoliopsida; Cucurbitales; Cucurbitaceae. Bases 195 to 1916 code for a protein of 573 amino acids.
UUAAUAAAAUGGUCUAAUUGACGAAUUAAGGGGGAAGAGAAAGGGUUUAGGUUUGCGCGCAACAACAGUACCAAAAUCUCACUGUUGCUAGUCCACAGCUUCCUUCGUCAUAGCCAUUGUCCUCUUCUUUCUCCGGGUCAGUUCGUCCGUUUUUGAAGAAGUAAUUGGAGCAAUUAGAUAUCAGAGUUGAGUAAAUGUGGUAUCUCUGUGUGUUCUAUCACCGUCUUUUGGAUUAUCGGAAGGCCGAGGUCGAGUCUCUGGCCGAGUUGUUUGGUGAAAAUGGCGACCACAAAGGGAAGAAGUUGGAAUGGAAGCUUCCUCUUCACCAUCACCCUGAUUCUCCUUUCCAUUUCGUCGACCUCUCUUCAGACGAUAUCGCUCGGAACAUCGCUAACCGAAGUAUACUAGUGAAGGGGAUGUAUGAACUCUGGGGUCAAGGAAGUGACUACGAGGAGCUAGAGGAGUCUAUUAGAAAUUUUCCGGAAGAACGGAAGUCGCCAUACUUACAACCUGGAAGCUCUUUCAAAAUUUCUGUAGAGAGCUUUGGGAAGGCUAUCAGCUUCCAGGAACAAAAUGAACGUAUUCAGGGGCUAGCGUACAUCCCUUUCAAGGGUCAAGUUAAUUUAAAAAGUCCAGAUCAUAAAUUUUGUCUUUUGGAAACUGCUGAUUACGGACUCAAUAAUGGACUUCCACCAAUUGCUCAAAGGAGAAUUUUUUUUGGCCCUGUCGGUGGUGCCGAUAGGAAGCUUAUACCAACAUAUCAAUUAAAAAGUCGCACUUAUCUUGGGCCAACUGCCAUGGAUGCUGAAAUGGCUUUCUUAAUGGCCAACCAAGCAUUAGCGACAUCUGGAAAACUUGUCUUUGAUCCUUUUGUUGGCACUGGGAGCAUUCUUGUUGGCGCAGCUCAUUUUGGAGCAAUGACAAUGGGGGCAGACAUUGACAUUAGGGUGGUACGUGAUGGUCGUGGCCCUGAUUGUAAUGUUUGGAGCAACUUCAAGCAGUAUGGAUUACCACCUCCAAUUGCACUGUUAAGAGCAGAUAAUAAUCUUCCUCCCUGGCGUCCAGGAUUGAAGGAGGGGGCAGACAUUGACAUUAGGGUGGUACGUGAUGGUUGUGGCCCUGAUUGUAAUGUUUGGAGCAACUUCAAGCAGUAUGGAUUACCACCUCCAAUUGCACUGUUAAGAGCAGAUAAUAAUCUUCCUCCCUGGCGUCCAGGAUUGAAGGAGGGGGCAGACAUUGACAUUAGGGUGGUACGUGAUGGUCGUGGCCCUGAUUGUAAUGUUUGGAGCAACUUCAAGCAGUAUGGAUUACCACCUCCAAUUGCACUGUUAAGAGCAGAUAAUAAUCUUCCUCCCUGGCGUCCAGGAUUGAAGGAGGGGGCAGACAUUGACAUUAGGGUGGUACGUGAUGGUUGUGGCCCUGAUUGUAAUGUUUGGAGCAACUUCAAGCAGUAUGGAUUACCACCUCCAAUUGCACUGUUAAGAGCAGAUAAUAAUCUUCCUCCCUGGCGUCCAGGAUUGAAGGAGGGGGCAGACAUUGACAUUAGGGUGGUACGUGAUGGUCGUGGCCCUGAUUGUAAUGUUUGGAGCAACUUCAAGCAGUAUGGAUUACCACCUCCAAUUGCACUGUUAAGAGCAGAUAAUAAUCUUCCUCCCUGGCGUCCAGGAUUGAAGGAGGGGGCAGACAUUGACAUUAGGGUGGUACGUGAUGGUUGUGGCCCUGAUUGUAAUGUUUGGAGCAACUUCAAGCAGUAUGGAUUACCACCUCCAAUUGCACUGUUAAGAGCAGAUAAUAAUCUUCCUCCCUGGCGUCCAGGAUUGAAGGAGGUACAGCAGCAAUAUUUGCACCAGUACUAUUUAUUUAUUUUUCGUGGUGCUGAAGUUUCACUACCCUUGUUAUAUACUGAUGGUCACUAAUUCCUGUGGAUACUGCUUAACAUCUUUUUACAGAUUUUCAUUUACUUUUUAUUUUUCUUAACAAGAACCUAAUUUUUUUGUUGAGUAAAUGUUUCAAUGAUUAAAUGAAAAGUGACUGAUGCCUAAAGAAAAAAUGUAAAGUCAUAUGGAAGUGAAUAAGGAACAUAAAUGAGAAAAAAAAAGUCAGAAGUAUUCCAAAAAAAAAAAAACUGAAAGAAUAAUCUUACAAAGAACUUGAGGCGCCAAUCAAAUUUGUAUCUUCAAAAACCAUAAGAGCUUAGAGAACAAAAAAAAAAAAA